AUGGCUUUUGCAGACAAGAUUGAAGGACAUCGACUAUACCUUAUGACUGAGUUGUCACUUAGCACCAAGUCGAAAAGUAAGCUUUUUUGGUCAAAUUUAUACAAGCUUCCAGAUGAGCUCGAGGCUCGGUAUUUGCAAGAGGUAUUGAAGAUUAUCCAGAAAUGCGAAAAGGUGCAAAAUCAGGAAACUAUUGAUGCUUUAAUUGCAAGGGAUCUACCUAAUUAUAUAAUGGCUUAUUCAGAUAAACAAGACAAGUCUUUGGCUGUGGUUAACCAGAUUAUUCUGUUGAUAGUGGUACUUGUUGAUAAUUACUACUCAUCCGCUAUUAAAAACGAUAGCAGUAAGCAAAUUUGGAAUAAGUUUAUUAUCAAAUUUGUCUCUUCAGUUGAUAAAUAUACCGGUGGCACAUUUAAUUUCACAAACUUGGUAAAAAAAGUAAAACCGAUUUUAUUGCAAAGUCUGUUGGAAAAAUUGCAAGAUUCACAGAUUAUUCGACUCGAUGAAGGUAUUUGUGCCUCUGCUACAGAACAAAGUGAAAUCUUACCCGUUUCCCUAGUGAUUCAUAACAAACUCGAGUUUUAUCUAAAUGUAAAGAGAAUUUGUUGGUUUUAUCAGUUUUCAAAGGACUUUAAGAAAUUGGAAAUUUUGCAAAAUCCAACUACAUUUUUGAAACAUUUUGUACAAGAAUGCAUAUCUCCACAAGUUCAGAGUGAUAAUCACUAUAUUGCUAAUGCAUUUACUAAUGCGGUCUUUGCAAAUUUGAGCUUGAACGUCUCUGGAUACCACUUGUUUAAUGUAAAGAAUUUUAUUUUAACUAAACUUACAUUGAUUUUCAAAGAUUUAAAUUUUAAGGAGCAAGAAGUAUCUGAGUUAUUAGCGGACAAUUUGAAGUCAUUAACCAUGGUGGAUGCAAAUAUGAAGCGAAUGGUUUUGGAGGCCAUGAAGUGUAACAGUGUAGGCGACGACAAUAGUGUUGAGUUGAGAGCUAAGUUUAGUGAGACUUUGGUCAAUGUGAAUCUGGGAUUCACGUCGCUUGAAGAAAGUGGGCUUAUUGAAUUGAUUAACGAAUUGCCCAAGAUUCUCUUGACCGAUAAGCGACAACAAAUUGCAUCAAAUAUGAUACUUGAUAUGAUUGAUGGUUUUGUUCGCUCAAAAGAAUUGGAGAAAUUGAAUCGUUUGUUACUCGCAUUGAUGAACAAUGUCGAAUUGGUCAACAUCAUUUUAUUCCACACCAACAUGACUCUUUUAAAUAAACUAAUAGACUAUAUUGAUUUUGAAAAUUUCAAAAUCGAUUCAGAUGAGGAUGAAUUUCAGGAAUAUUACUCAUACUGUGGUGUUGCUAUUAUCAGUAUAAUCCUUAUUUUGAAAGUUUUUGACAUUGAUUUUUCGAAAAUCGAUAUCAAAGACUCAUUUGUGAUAAGCUACAUCAACUCAUUUUUCUACAGAUUAGGGUCCAAUCUCACCAGCAACGCACCCACAAAGAAUGAAAAUGCCGAGGAAGACUCUACAAUAAUAACAAAUUAUAACACACUAUUAUCGGAAUGGAUCAAUUCUUUAUUUGACGAGAGUAAUGAUGGGUUAUCGGAUGAUUUGGUAAAAAGUUUAAGCAUUAAACAGAUUUACAAGUUGAUUCCUAUCGUUUAUAAGCAAGCAAUAGAAGCAACGAAUAUAAAGAGAAUCGACUUUAGUGUAAUGAACAAUGGACUAGACUACUUAUCGCAAUUAUUUCUAAUACCAGUUAAUGUUUGUUUGAUUGAAUGGAUGUUGCGAGAUCCAAGUUUGAAAAUGGACUUGAAGUACAAAAUUUUGUCUGAGCUCAUAAAGACAAGUUUACAAAAUGUGGGAGAAACCCCCAGUCUCAUAUUCAAAAUCAUCUUGAAUAUAUGUGGUCCAGAGAUAAUGAAACAAUGUCCCGUAACAGAAGUGUAUCAAAUAAUUACUCCUCAUGUGCACUACAACAAUGUUGAAAAGACUACUCCCAAGGAGAAGAUGCCCAUUUCCAAUAUUAGGGAAAGUUUCAAGAAUAUCUUUACUGCUGAUACGUCACAGUAUAUUGAACUAUUUGAAAGCUUUGAGAAAUUUCUUAAGCACAACAAAUUGGAAGUUGUUCAGUUUACAAUCCAAGAGCUUUACACUUUUCAUACCAGAUCCAGCGAAGAAAACUUGAAGUUGUUUAUUAAUCUCAUGGUUUCUAUUUUUAUUUGGGAUUCGAUUGAAAAUAAUGAGGAUAAAUUGUACUGGAUAGAAAAACUCAAUGCAGAUGUUGACCGCGCUGAUUUAACAACAAAGACAACUUCAUCAUUACCAUCUGCUACUUUUUCUACCACUACCACUUCCGAAGCAAAAGAUCUUAGCUUCAACGUAUCUAUCGAUUAUCAUUACUCUUCAAUUUUCAAUGAUGAAGUAGCAGCUUCAUCAAUGAAUGGCGGCGGUAAAGAUGCAGCUGAUGCUAUGGAUGAUAUGGAUGAAUUUCUAAAGCAAGACGAUGAAGAAGAUGACCAGAAUGAAGAUAUUGAAAUGAAGAUUGCAACAAGCGAAGAAUUAUUGAAAUUCAUAAAUCAUGUACACCGUGAAGACUGUUUAUUAGCAUACUUUAAGAGAGUCAAAGAUAAAACUAAUGAGUCCAAUUUGUUUUAUACUACAAUCAAAAUUUUGAAUGAGAAAAUAUUAGAAGAUUUAAGUAGUCGGGAAAUAUGA
Molecule: messenger RNA, 2697 nt
Organism: Lodderomyces oxycetoniae
Lineage: Eukaryota; Fungi; Ascomycota; Pichiomycetes; Serinales; Debaryomycetaceae
Gene: MED5
Product: Med5p
Exons: 1
Coding region: 1-2697 (898 amino acids)
Biological process (GO): regulation of transcription by RNA polymerase II
Cellular component (GO): mediator complex
Molecular function (GO): transcription coregulator activity
Source: RefSeq, a predicted model, not a curated record